ACACUUGUAAAAAGGAAGCAUAAGCAGGCAAAAGACAAAGACUUUUUACAAGGUAUUGCACAGAAUACCGUGCAAUGCGAGUCAACUUUGUCAAAUGAGUCAAAUAACAAGCAAAAGGUUUUCGGUAUUAUAACCGAUGCCGAAAAAUG
Racocetra persica is the source of this 149-nucleotide messenger RNA. The record is from the annotation of a GenBank genome assembly. Lineage: Eukaryota; Fungi; Glomeromycota; Glomeromycetes; Diversisporales; Gigasporaceae.